GCUGCGUUUGCUUAAUUUUCUAAAAUUUUGAGGAGUAGCAGUGAUAAUUUAUGUUCUUUUUGUGACUGUCUGCGGAAUAGUCGCUAGUUCCGUACGUCUGAACGGCCCCAUUCGAUUCGGUCCUUGGCAAACCGCGAAAAGGUGUCCGCAAGAGGCGCAUUCAGUGUGAAACGAUAAAAGUUUUCACACUUUUUUAAUCCUCUGGCCGAGAGGGACGUGCGUGUCGAUCUCGUCGCGUGAAAGUGGGAACAUCUCGUCUCGACUGUUGCCUGCGUUUGUGGCCUUUUUGUGUGGUGUAUCGUGUGCAUUUUCGUCAUCCAAAAGCUGCUACAUGGAACGGCGGAAGUCGUGUGGAUUGUGAUCCCAUCCGUGGCCCACCGUAACCACCCUUCCGCAUCUGUCCGACCGCCCCUCCCGUCUCCACCAGCAAUCAUCAUUUCCCGGAGGAGGCGAUAAAGUGCCGUUUUUGUCCGGUUCGUCGUGUGUAUGUGGGCUGCCGUAUGUGUGCGUUUGUGUGAUUGUGCGUUUUUGUAGUGUUCCCCACUCGGAGUAGUUUUACCGGAAAAUGAAUGAAAUGUUGGCAUAAGCCGAAGGUGUGUGCAUCAUCUUGUUCCGCCCAUCCGUUUCCUAGUCUCUUUUGUUACCGGGAAUCCCCCCGUCGUACACUCACACACACACACAUACUGGUGCGGAAGUGUGUGAAUAAUUGUUUGGAAGAUCCCGUGCACAUUCCGUGUGUUUUAUUGUUUCUGCUAAAGAGGAAAACCCUUCAUUGUGCGUUCGUCGCGAGCGCUGUUGGCCACCACCGAAGCAGAGUGCUCCGCUACCUGAAUGCAGAUUCGCUAACCGGUGGUCCGGUCAACGAGCAUCCCCCCACCUCUCGGCGUUUCCAUUUUCCAUCCAACUGUACUGUGCACGGAGCCAACCCGAUAGCACAGCCCGGACCGGAGCAGCAUUUCGCUUGUUAAGGAAGCCACAGCAUACUAUUGAAGCCUGGCAUGAUGGAAGUCAGCACGCAUACGACUUCGACGCUCAGUCGAAGCAAUAGCCGCACUAGCUCCAACUCUGAGCUCGAGAAGGAACUGAACGAUCUCGAUCUGAGCGGUAGUGCACACAACAAGUCGAACACGCUCAAGAAACGCAUCUCGAGCAGUAGAACACCGGCUAAGAAAGCGAAACGGAUACGGUUUUUUCGCAAUGGCGACAAGUUUUACCCGGGCAGCACGAUACCGGUCUCGGUGGAGCGUUACAGAUCCUUCGAUAGUUUAACGGAGGAUUUAACGCGACUGUUCGAGGAUAGUGUCACGUUGACUGGGGCGAUACGGGCCAUCUACACGCUCGAUGGGAAGAAGGUCGAGAAGGUGGACGAUCUGGAGGACGGCAAAAGCUAUGUAUGUUCCUGCAAUAACGAAGGUUUCAAGCGGAUAGAGUAUAAUGUAUCAAACAGCACCAGCACCAAGAACCCCAACAGACUGUCUAGAAUUAUUCGUCCCCUUUCACCGGUCAAGAAUGGUGGCUCGAACGGUGGAACGCCCCUGAAGGAGAUCGAUUCCGUUGUGCAUCCCCGAAUCGUGACGCUCAUAAGGAAUGGUGUGAAACCUCGAAAGAUCCUGCGGUUGCUGCUGAACAAACGCAACAGUCCCACGUACGAGCACGUGCUGACGGCAAUCACGCAGUGCGUCAAGCUGGAUACUGGCUGCGUGCGGAAGGUGUUCACCGUGGCAGGUGUGCCGGUCCAUAGGUUAUCACAGUUCUUCGAGGAAGACGAUGUCUUCUUCGCUUACGGUAAUGAGCGGGUCGGCGCCAAUGAUUUCGAGCUCGAGGCCGAAGAAAGUAAGGCCAUUCAGGCACACAGGAAAACGCUGCGCAGCAGUACAACGCGUACGGGGCCAAAACCGAAGAUGCCGGUCAAGAGUCACAACGAUACGUUCGUGUGCGUGGACGAAUCCUUGCUAAAUGGUAGUAUCCACCCCGAUUCGUUGCCACUGGAGCUACAGGCGAAAUACACGCUCGGUUCUGUUAUUGGAGAUGGAAACUUUGCUGUCGUACUGAAGCUGAAGGACAAACAGAAGAACACAGAAUACGCGCUUAAAAUCAUUGACAAAUCAAAGUGUUCCGGAAAGGACCACUACUUGGCAGCCGAGAUACGCGUCAUGAAGAAGUUGAACCACCCGUACAUCAUCCAACUGGUGCAUGACAUCGAGACGAUGAAAAACAUGUAUUUGGUGCUGGAGUUGGUCCGUGGUGGUGAUCUGUUCGAUGCGAUCACACGCGUAACGCGCUUCUCGGAGAACCAGUCGAAGAUCAUGAUGAAGCAUUUGGCGUCCGCCAUGUCUUACCUGCAUUCCCUUAGCAUUGUCCAUCGGGACAUUAAACCGGAGAAUCUAUUGGUCGAGCUCGACAGUGAUGGUAAUGUGGUGCUGUUGAAGCUUGGAGAUUUCGGGCUAGCCUGUGAAGUUACGGAACCGUUGCUUUCGAUCUGUGGCACUCCGACCUAUGUAGCGCCAGAAAUUCUCAUGGAAUCGGGUUACGGUGUGAAGAUCGAUGUGUGGGCUGCCGGUAUUAUACUGUAUAUUCUUUUGUGCGGUUUUCCACCCUUCGUGUCACCCGAUAAUCAACAGGAACAACUGUUCGAUGCCAUCCUGAACGGGUACUUUGAUUUUCCAGCCCCGUACUGGAACAAUAUCGGUGACAGUGUGCGCGAUCUCAUCAUAAACAUGCUGCAGUCCGAUCCCGAGCUGCGGUUUUCCAGCGAAGACAUUCUCGACCAUCCGUGGCUGACGAGCGACAUCAUGGAUGAUACGCGCGAUCCGAAUGGGGUCGUUAUUGAGGAAAGCUGCGGCCCGCUAGAAACGGUGAUGGGUAUUCCGAUCACAACCCAGUAAUAGUUCAUUCCGCUUCAGCAUCAUGGCCACUGCCUCGAGGUAGGGGAUGGAUACUUACAGGCGGGACCCCAAGAGAAAGAGAAUUUGGAUACCGUAAAUCUCAUUUCCGAACCAUUGCAACACCUCAAAUCUAUUCUAAUGUGCGGCGGGAUCUCAGCCGAAUCGUGGAUGAACAGGCGGUCAUGUACGGUCUUAUCUCCGUUGCGGCAGAAACAAAUAGAAGAAGGUUCGUGCUAGCAAUCUUCUUUUAAAUAUCAAAAAAGGACGACGAUAAUCGAAUCGAUUUGAAAUGAAAUCUUUUAUGUAUAUAAAAAUUGUAUUUAGUAGCACGUUUCAAAAUCGAAGAAAAAAGAAAACGAAUCGUAUUUAUUUGCUCGUAUUAUGAGGUAUGUCAGCUGGUUACAUGUGUUGUGCAAGAUUAGUUAGUUAAGUGCUAGCGAGUUACAGUUUUUUGUUCUAUUUUAAGCUAUUGCUACGGCUUGUUUAAGUUGCUUCUUUGCCUUGCAAAACACGAUUAUAGCAACUGAGUUGAUUAAUUUGUUUGGCUCUACCAUGCUGUAACUAUUCACUAGAACCAUAGAUAUGGCUGACAAUUGAAAGGUCUCCCCAGUGGUUACCUAUUAUCGAUUCGUGUCUGUUGCAACGUACGAGCAGCAUAAGUACUAUUUAUUUUUAGUGGCACUUUCGUUUAGUAAGGAGAAACUAACGCGAAGAAUGCGAAUCGCAAACCCAAAAAGUUUACCGCAAUAUCUAGAUUUGAUCAUUAUUUGCUUUUUAUUUUUGAGUUCUAGACAGACAGUUUCGUUGCUGGUGGCAGUACAUGUUGGCAAAAAAGACAAAGCGUUAGACAAUUCAUCAGCUAAAUCGAAAAAAAUCAAUUACCGUGUUUAAUAUAUUAGUUUUUCGGGCGAGUUACUAUCAUUGACGGAGAUAAACAACGUAUCGCCGUUUAAAAUAGGUUGUCGUUAGCUGAACAAAGAAAUACACUGAAGAAAUCAGGAAGCAAGAUCUCAAAAAAUACUUUGUCUGGUUUUUGUUUAUAUCAGUUACCAAAUAUCAUUUGCAUUUUGCUCUCAGUCGAAAAACAUUAAUUCUUGUCCCAUACUUUUUCCUCAAUUGAGCUUCUUUCAAGGUACUAAGCUAAUCAUUCCAUUUCUCCCAUAUUUGCAGCAUCUUUCCUUUACUUCUUACGGUAUCCUGAAAACUACAAAACCUCACUAACACACUUACGCCAAAUGUAUAAGGAGUUGGCGAUACUUUGAAAGGCGCGUAAAACCUAAAUGCAUAUUGUUCGAUAAUCAUCAUAUCACCUUCCUGCGUAUGGAAACUAUAAUCUCUUCAAAAGAAAAAGACGAAGGCUUUCGGUUUCUUUUUGGCACAAUCACCAUACGAAUACCUUCAGAGUAGUGAAGUAGUUUAGAGUGUGUGUCCAAGUCUGGUGCUUCUAUGUACGGUAUAGUUUGAACGCUAAGAGGACACAUGCACAACAAUCAGAAAGUAUUGUGUUGUUGUUAAGUUAUUACACCAUCAAUCAAUAUGUGUUAAACGUUCGGUUAGGGAGCAGUCAAAGGAACGCUUUGUAAGCACGCUACACAAUCUGCAAAAGCAUUGAACAACACUUAUACGCCAAGCAGCAGCAGCAGCAGCACGCUAAUGAAAUUGGGACUCAUUCCGCUCAUUGCUCUUCGCUGGGGCGCACGUACUUUAAGUGAAGCGGACACAAUGUCACGUAACAGUUCUAUGUGCCUGUUGCUGGAACGAUAGCACCCAAGGACAGGCAAAGAUUGAAACGGUUUGUCACGGCACGGAUCACUCAUUGAUACGUUUGUAGACUACGGUUUUAUAGUUACGGUAUACAGUUUAUAGACAGCUUAUUGGCUUUUUAGAAAACAUUUAUGAGAGACAGUUUCAGGAAGGAAAAUAGUAAUGAGACCGGGGUUUUCCACGAACAAAUAAAGUAACGACGAAUUUCUACUAACACGCGAGAGGCUAAUGACAACAUUUGCAGACAUACAUUCACGACUUUACCUUGCGCAGCAAUAAGUAACGUCAAUUACUUUGCGUAAUUCGAAAGGCACUUGCUACUAUCAGUUAUAGUACUAUUGCAACCGUCUUCAACGUUCUGUCCAAAUUCAAUCCUUCCUGCUAUCUUGCUAUCGCCCACAUCGCAUUGCUGCUGAUAAAUCCUUUCAUUGGAUGCUCUUUCCAGGAAAUGAUCUGAAGAAAAAUAACCUCCCUUCAUAAAUAAAACCCCGAAACAGAAAGACGCACCAUUAAAGGACAAUAAGAUAGAAUAUGACCGCACACAUUACUGGCACUAUACAGGCUAUUGUGUCGUGACAAGGAUUGGGAUAAACAUUUACAGUACUCACGCUGAGCCUCGCAAAUGGUGCAUAAUAUACAUCCAUCCAAGUUGAAAUAUGAGGCGAUCCAUAAGAAAUCAGUAUGAUCAAAUCGUCCGGUAUCACUGUGCAGCAUGCACUGGGCAAUAUUAUACAUAUACAAAAACUUACGCGAAUAGUUCAGUUAUUAAUCAUGCUUAUCUUCAACCUUCAAAACGCAAUCCACCACUCGGCCACCGGUAAUGGGUUGGACGGAACAUAUUAGAUCGCAUUGUAUAUAGCGUGCUUCAGCCGUAAAUAAUUUAUGAAAUCAGCACUCCAAAACACUCUCGAGUGAUAAGCAAAUGGGGAUUAAGGGUUUUAGCGUUUGCGCCGUUUUGGGUUUGGAUUAAUUUACAUUGGCUUCUACAAAGUGAUAUCGAAAGUGAAAUUAUCAACGAAAUCUUUCUGCACAUUAAGAAUACAGUUCUGUUGGCUUUGAGUGCAGUAAUGGGUACACGAGGGAAGAGUAGCAUCUAUAAGAGAAGCUGAAUGUAUUAGGGCGAUAUGUUCGAGAGAGUUCAAGGCAGGGCGUACAAUAUACACCAAAAACGACCGCCGGUCAGUGACGGUGUUGUAAAGUAUCGGAUAUGAAUAAAUCAUACUAAUGAGAACCCCUGAGG
Anopheles darlingi is the source of this 5889-nucleotide messenger RNA. Its product is annotated as serine/threonine-protein kinase GL21140. The transcript has 10 exons. The record is from RefSeq and is a predicted model, not a curated record. Gene Ontology annotation, biological process: intracellular signal transduction; protein phosphorylation. NCBI's taxonomy places the organism in Eukaryota, Metazoa, Arthropoda, Insecta, Diptera, Culicidae. Bases 999 to 2885 code for a protein of 628 amino acids. Gene Ontology annotation, molecular function: protein kinase activity; ATP binding.